This is a messenger RNA of Porites evermanni, 2581 nucleotides long. NCBI's taxonomy places the organism in Eukaryota, Metazoa, Cnidaria, Anthozoa, Scleractinia, Poritidae. The record is from the annotation of a GenBank genome assembly.
AUGAAAAUGAGCGGCAGUGAAAAAAACGUGAACAAAGACAGGUACGACAUUUCCUCCACAAAACGUGUAACUAGGAGGUUUCUGGAAGUUUCACGUUGUAGUCGCGCAAAACAAUUAGACCUAUUGUUGUCUUUUCACCGUUCUCGUUGACUUCGCCGCUUAGCAUAACAUGAUUAUAUAUUUUGUUUGAGCAAACUAUGAAUAUAAUCGAGAGCUUCGAAUUCGCUUUUAGCCAUGGCUAAAUCUAUAUCAGUUAUCUAAUUUUAUUCUUAAGAGAUUUAUUGUAGUUCCACUUGUACUAAAGGCGUCUAUAUACCGUCAAUAACACAGCCUCUAAGCCAUUUAAUUACUGAAUAGUAUUAUUUGUUCAAAAGUGAUAUCCGACUUCUGAAAACGAGCUGAGAUCGUACCGCAUCACAAAAAAGGAAGCGCAACUAGCCCAAUCACAGCCUUUUUUUUGCCCACAUUCAAGAUCAAGUUAAACAUAUUCGACAUCAACUACUGGCUGAUCAAUUUAAAAAGAUAUUUCAUAAGUACAUGUUCGGGUACAGAGGAUAUCACGGUUGCCCUACAGCACUUUUCACACUUACUGAACAAUGGACGGAAGAUCUCGACAAACACAAUAUCAUUGGCGCGAUAGCCACUGAUUCGAGCAAGAACAAGGCUUUUGAUUGUUUACCACACGAUCUUAUCUUAGAGAAUAUAAAAUACUACGGCCUUAGUGAUCAUCCGUUAUCUCUAAUGCGUAGCUAUCUCUCUCCUCUUCAUCAAAGAGUAAAGUUUAAUGCUGCUUUCUCCACAUGGACAAAGGUGUCAAGAGGGAUCCCACAAAAGGCGAAAAAUGCCCUGUUACAAAUCACAUAGAAGAUGGAACUUGAGCAGAAAUGUUCGAGACUGAGAUCUUUUGUUAGUAUCAAUGUACUUAAGAUUUGCUUUUCGUGUUUGCAUUUUUUUACAUUUUGUUAUCUUAGCUGGGCCACACUUUGCGAUGUCGCAUUUUCUGAUUAUCGUGACUCUAUUUUGUUUCAUGUCGGUUCUAGCGCAUUCGAAAUUUCCACAAAAUUAGUAGUCAUUGUGGCACAAAGAUGUGGGCAAAGAUAUACAAUAGUGCGAUAAUAAGAGUAAUAAUAAGGAAGAUGAUGAUGAUGAUGAUAUUGAUUGUCCGAUAUGAUAGUGAUUGUGGCACCUUGUUGUGCUCGAUGUUUGUGUUUUUUGGUUCUAUGAAAUAUUAUUAUAGCGCUUAUUUAUGGCAGUAAACACUAAAAUCUCGUUAUAUCUCUGGUCAUAUCCUCGAUCGCAGGUAAUGAAACCGGGUUUCUUCGUUGCCCGUGCUACUAGAAAACUUUUCAGUCAAGGAGACCUUACUUUUAGGGAAAACCAGAUAAUACAGAUAGCAGCUAAAUUUCAUUACAAAAUUCCAUCACAGCGGACCAUCUCAUGGUCUCGAGGUUGUCCGCAUAGAAAGAGUUUUACUCUCCUGCAAAGAUCUUAAAGCCGGAAGGCCGCAGUUGAUGUGAACACUUUCUUUCGCCCCCACUUGAGAAAUUGGAGCUGAAAACCGUUCAGUGGAAUGCUAUAAUAAUUAAUAAUAAUAAUAAUCGUUAUUAUUAUUUAUUAUCGUUGUUGUUGUUGUUGUUGAUGGUGAUACUUAUUAUUGGGUUUACUUGUCCUCCGACCAUACAUUUCAAGUUUAUUACAAAGUGCGCGACGAUUAUUACAAAGUGGGAAAGAAGAUUUUUCAUUUUUCUUAUAUAGUCCUCAUUGAAGGUUUGUGUUGCAAACCGAAAUUCGGGCAAAUAAAAUUCACCACUUCAUUUUUUUUUCCUUUCUAUAUAUUUUUUUUAAGGAUCAGUUUACUGUUUUAAGUUAAAAAUUUGGUACUCAAGAUUUUACUGAUCCAGGUCUACUAAAGAUCCGGCGGACUCUCACUGGUUUAUCGUUUUGGUUUUGCCUUCACAAGUGUUUCUGAAUUGAAUAUAUAAAAACACCUGAAAUUAUGAUUGCAGCCUUUUUCUCCGCUGCUUCAUUUCUGAAAGAGCUCCUCGCGCCAAAAUGGCAAAAAGAUGUUCAUUCGGUAACCCAGAGGCGGUUUCAGCUUUACAGGAAGCGAAAAGGCUUUCUUGUGCAGAGCCUGCUACAUGAGAAAAGAAAACAACAUAUCCUCCUUGUGCUUGAAAUGUGCAGAGAAGAAAGCAAAACUUCUUUCCAUAAUUAUGAAAUAUGUGAAGUUUGCGACGUGAAAAUGCAAGUCUUUUCUUCUGAAGUUGAAACGUUUUGCCCACAAUGCGGCUUCACAACCCUUCAUGAGAAAAAAAUAAAAGAAACAAAACAUUAUUUUUUACUCAGAAGGAUAAAACAAUUUUUAUAACUCAAAGGUUUGAAUUUUGAUGUAAUGUUGAUUUCACAGGUUGUGGUGGUUUACAAUGCUGUAAAUGAAUUUGCCGAUUCUGACAAAGAAAAAUGUAUCGUUACAUUCCAAUACAGUGAAACCCCGCCUUACGGCCGCCUCGGUAACACGGUCACCUCGUUAUUACGGCCACCUUUUUUCGGCCUGGUAGAACGGUCAUACAUUUUUUUAUAA